Molecule: messenger RNA, 525 nt
Organism: Penicillium manginii
Lineage: Eukaryota; Fungi; Ascomycota; Eurotiomycetes; Eurotiales; Aspergillaceae
Product: bZIP transcription factor
Exons: 1
Coding region: 1-525 (174 amino acids)
Biological process (GO): regulation of transcription by RNA polymerase II
Molecular function (GO): DNA-binding transcription factor activity, RNA polymerase II-specific; RNA polymerase II cis-regulatory region sequence-specific DNA binding
Source: RefSeq, a predicted model, not a curated record
AUGGCACGCGACCACAGCGAGAACAUCAGUCCAGGCCGCUCAAAACACCUCGAGCGAAACCGCAUCGCCGCAAACAAAUGCCGACAAAAAAAAAAGAAGGAACACCAGAAAAUCCAAAAUUCCCUCCAUGACGAGACCGCCCGACACGAUUCUCUCAUGGCCGAAUUAAACAGCCUCCGCGAGGAGGUCUGGACCUUGAAGAAUACCGUUUUCGCACACGCUAGCUGCAACGACUGGCACAUUAAUCGAAAAUUAGCUAGCAUGAGCGAAAGUCUCACCGGCAGUAGCCCGGAGCAGCUUCAUGCUCAAUUACCUUCCCCGACCUUUUCAUCUCAGAGUUGUUCAGAUGCAUCCGCAGUGGAGUCUGGGGCUGUUGAGCCGAAUGUCCUUGCGUCUUCGUCUUUCUCUUCGGAUGGCUCGGGGCCUUUACCAUUGAUGGAUCCGGCGCUUUUUGAUCAGACUUAUAAUGGGGUCGGGACCCCAGAGUUUGGAUUUGACCGGCUCAUUGAUAUGGAAAAUCUUUAG